AUGACAGACUCCAACAAGAUGAUCAUCAACUUGGCCCUCUUUGGCAUGACUCAGAGUGGAAAAAGUUCUGCUGGGAACAUUCUUCUGGGAAGCACAGACUUCCACAGCAGCUUUUCUCCAUGUUCUGUAACCAAAGAUUGUUGUCUAGGCCGCAGUUGUCACCUCUGUGGCUUCAUGCGUCGAGGAGGGCAAGAGAUAACCCUGCAGAUCCAGGUGUUGGACACUCCUGGUUAUCCACACAGCAGGUUGAAACAGGAGCAUGUGAAACAGGAGGUCAAGGAGGCCUUGGCACAUCACUUCGGGCAAGAGGGUCUCCAUCUUGCGCUGCUGGUCCAUAGAGCAGACGUGCCUCUCUGCGGACAGGAAGCAUCUUCCUCAGUCCAGAUGAUUCAGGAACUUCUGGGACAUGCUUGGAAGAAUUACACUGCCAUUCUUUUCACCCAUGCAGAGAAAAUAGAAGAGGCUGGGUUCAGUGAAGAUAAAUAUUUGCAUGAGGCCUCCGAUACACUGCUAACCCUGCUAAAUUCUAUUCAGCACAGAUAUAUUUUCCAGUAUAAAAAAGGAAACUCACUUAAUGAACAAAGAAUAAAAAUCUUAGAAAGAAUCAUGGAAUUUAUAAAAGAAAAUUGUUACCAAGUUCUUACCUUUAAAUAA
Molecule: messenger RNA, 654 nt
Organism: Mirounga angustirostris (Northern elephant seal)
Lineage: Eukaryota; Metazoa; Chordata; Mammalia; Carnivora; Phocidae
Gene: GIMD1
Product: GIMAP family P-loop NTPase domain containing 1
Exons: 2
Coding region: 1-654 (217 amino acids)
Molecular function (GO): GTP binding
Source: RefSeq, a predicted model, not a curated record